Molecule: messenger RNA, 1437 nt
Organism: Rotaria sp. Silwood1
Lineage: Eukaryota; Metazoa; Rotifera; Eurotatoria; Philodinida; Philodinidae
Source: the annotation of a GenBank genome assembly
AUGGCUUCAUUCUCCUCCUCGUCAUCAAUCAGUUUAAUUAAACCAAUUAGAAAAAGACGUUUAAAUUCACCAAAUGAUCAUAUAAUGGUUCUUAUUAAAGAAUGGUAUAAUGAUGCAAAAGCAAAUGGUACUCAAACAAUUCAUUGUUAUAGAAAAGCAUUACGAUCAUUAGAAAAAUAUCCUCUUCGAUUAGAAACAGGCUCUGAUUGUCGAAUUUUAAAUGGAUUUGGUGAAAAAAUAUGUGAAAUGAUCGAUCAAAACUUAAAUAUUAAUAAAAAACCAAUAACACCAAAAAAAACAUUAUGUAAAACAGUAUCAAUGUCAAAUUUUGAUGAUAGAAAAAAACCUAAUACAAUUAUUAAUCUUAGUGAUAAUGAUGAAGAUAAAACUGCUUCACCACCCGCAAAACAGGCAAAAUUAAAUAAUGAAACUAAAAAAAUAAAGAAGACAUGUAGUGCUGGACCAAAACUAUUUAAUAAUCCAACAAAUAUGACAAUACAAUCAACAACUAUUUCAACACUUCUUGGUAUUAUUGAUUCACCUGUAAAAAAAAAUUUAAUUGAACCAAAAUCUGUACAAACAUUAAAAGCUGGUUCAUAUCAUAUAAUUCUUUGUAUUGAUAAUGCUGAAGCAUCAAGACCAACACAAAAAAUUCUUCUUGAAAAUUUAACAAAAAAUUCAAUUAAUUUUGAAGUACGAAAAUUAAAUCUUGGUGAUUUUCUUUGGACAGUUCGAUCUAAUGAUUCAGAUAUCAAAGUAGAAGCUAUUCUUGAUUAUAUUAUUGAACGUAAACGUUUAGAUGAUUUAUCGAAGAGUAUUAUUGAUGGAAGAUAUAAUGAACAAAAAUUUCGUCUUAAGCAAUGUGGUAUUACGAAUUUAAUUUAUUUAGUAGAAAGUAUAAAGAAUACAAAUGCUCCUGGAAUAUUAACACCAGCUGCACUUAAUCAAGCUAUUGUAAAUACUCAGGUAGCUGAAGAUUUUUUUGUUCGUGAAGUUUCUAAUCCAGUUGAAAUGGCCAAUUAUUUAGUAACAAUGACAAAACAUCUGAUUGCACAUUUUAAAGAUAAAACAUUACAUAUAUUAAGUGACACUGAUAUGAGUAAUAAUUAUAAAACAUCUUAUAAUGAUUCUGAACAUUAUGUUAUGACAUUUGAUUCAUUUAAUUCCGGUACUAUAAAAAGCAAACCGCCAACAGUGAAAGAAAUGUUUGCUCGUGCUCUUAUGCAAAUAGCUGGUAUGUCAGUAGAUAAUGUUUUAGCAUUGACUGAAGUUUAUCCAACACCAGCAAAACUUCUUGAAGCAUAUAAUCAAUGUUCAAAUGAAAAAGAACGUAAACUUAUGUUAUCAUCAAUUAAAAAAGUUACAAGCAAUCGAAAAUUAGGCAAAGUUUUAAGUACAGCUAUUGAAAUGCUGUUCAACAAUCUUUCUUAUCAAUAA